Messenger RNA from Striga asiatica, 615 nucleotides. Lineage: Eukaryota; Viridiplantae; Streptophyta; Magnoliopsida; Lamiales; Orobanchaceae. The record is from the annotation of a GenBank genome assembly.
AUGAUGCUAGCAAUUUACUCCACAUUUCCUGACCCGCUGACCCGACCCGGAUCCAGUCCGACCCGGAGACUUACCAGUUUUCCUCGCAGACGGGCUCAGUCCGGAGCCCGUUUUCAUCGGCCCAGAAUCAAUGCGCGUCACUGGAGACUUCGACCGCCGGCCGGAGCUCUCACCGGCGUCUCUUCUCCUUCCGUACCCGGAUCCGGACCCGUUUCCGGGUCUAGCGCGUCCGGGGGAGGGGUCGGACCUCCGGACCGGAGAUCUGCCGACGGGCCUCUCCCUUUUCACCUCGCUGCUAAAUGGCGCGUCCCUCCGCCUCGCCGGAGACAUCUGCCGGAUCUGACCCCCGCCCUUUUCUUCUCCCUUCUCCGCCGGAUUUGUGCCGACGCUCUCGCACUCGCCGAGGGUGCUGCAGAUCUCGGAGCCGACAUCCUCGGACAGGUCGUCGCCGCCGCCGACGAACGCCGGGUGCGGCUUCCUGACGCCGUUGUGGGGGUCCUUGCUGGCAUUUACGGGCGGAAAAGGCCCGUUUCUAACAAAUGGGCUCUCGAAGUGGCGAUGAGCUCCGUGGGCCCGGCCCGGAGGGGUUUUGGGGACGGUGCGGAUCUCCGAUAG